AAUUUCUACUACAUCACCAUCCUGCGUGACCCCGUCUCCCGGUACCUGAGCGAAUGGCGCCACGUCCAGCGAGGGGCGACGUGGAAGGCGUCCCUGCACGUCUGCGAUGGCCGGUCCCCGACCACCGAGGAGCUGCCCAGCUGCUACACGGGGGACGACUGGUCGGGCUGUUCCCUGCAGGAGUUCAUGGAUUGUCCCUACAACCUCGCCAACAACCGCCAGGUCCGCAUGCUGUCCGACCUCAGCCUGGUGGGAUGCUACAACCUCUCGGUCAUGCCCGAGGAGCAAAGAAAUAAGGUUCUGCUAGACAGUGCCAAGGAGAACCUGAAGCGCAUGGCCUUCUUCGGCCUGACCGAGUUCCAGCGGAAGACUCAGUAUCUCUUUGAGAAGACUUUCAACAUGAACUUCAUCUCGCCGUUCACGCAGUACAAUAGCACAAGGGCCUCCAGCGUGGAGAUAGACGAGCAGACUCAGCGGCGCAUCGAGGCCCUCAAUUUUUUAGACAUGGAGUUGUACGAUUAUGCAAAAGACCUGUUUUUGCAGCGGUACCAGUACAUGCGGCAGAAGGAGCACCAGGAGGCGCGGCGGAAACGCCAGGAGCAGCGCAAGAUCCUGCGGGCGAAGCAAGCGCACCUGCGGGAGCGGGGGGAGAACGGCUCCAGCACUGACUACAUCGGGAACGUGGAGCGGUGGCGGCGGUAGGGAAUGAGGGACACACACACACCCCCACCGAAAAGCGAAGCAGAACCCAACCCGCCAAUCGGAGAGGACGGAGCAGUCCGGACAAAUGACGCUUCUCGAGGGUUUGAAGCAAAAAGAGGUUGAAACGUUGCCUUUGCAGUUGCCUUUGCAGUAAAUGUUGUACUGUACGUGGAACACUUAAUCUUAGCGUGUAAUUAAAUUGUCCUUUUUAGGUUUGUUGGAUUAUUUAUGAAACGCAGGAGCCAAGUAGGCUCAUCGGAAAUGGUUGCUUGGACAUUUAUUUAAAAGAAAAGGAAAAAAAAAAAUAUCCUUAAAUUAGAUAUGAGUACAAAAUGGGAUGCCGGAAAAUGUUUAUGAUGCUCAACUGAAAUCUAUCUGGGAAGCAAACUCAUUUCCUAAUAAUGAGCAUUUAGCAUACUCUCACAAUACAGUAUAUGAGCAAAACCUUUUCCCUUUGAUUUUAUCUUAAUUUUAUUUUAAUAAUGUGUUUUCAAGGGCACCGACUGCUUAUGAUAUUUACCAAGUUAAUGAAUGGACGAUGAAGGGAACAAUAAAGGUUUAGAAAAAAAUACUGACUAGUUUUAUGUAUAAUAUUGGCUUUUAAAAGGAAUAGAAGUAAUUUCUCUAGUUAUAUAAAUAUUUAAAAUUUUAAACCUUUUCUACCUACUGCUGUUUAGAGUUUUAAGCUUGGUCUAUCUCAUAUUAAAUAAAAAAAAAGACAUGCAUACUUUUCUGAACUCGAUGCCGAUGUUAAAGACACUGUUUCCAGAAUUUUUCAGGGCAGUAUGAUUUUAACCAUUCUGGAAAAUUUACAGCGCAUCUUCAUGUUUCAUAAAGCCUUUUCCAAAUUAUAAUCUUGUGACAGUGUCUAAUUUUAAGUCUUUCAUACCCAUUCGAAUGCAUAGUGCUGAAUUUAUCGUUCCUUAAUAAUUGGUGGUAUAAACUAGAUGAAAUUAUGUUGCGGAUAUUUGUGUAGUGUCUUUAAAAAAGUUGUAAAAACUCU
This is a messenger RNA of Charadrius vociferus (killdeer), 1705 nucleotides long. RefSeq names its product heparan sulfate 6-O-sulfotransferase 2 (gene HS6ST2). The record is from RefSeq and is a predicted model, not a curated record. The annotation marks the transcript as partial. NCBI's taxonomy places the organism in Eukaryota, Metazoa, Chordata, Aves, Charadriiformes, Charadriidae. Gene Ontology annotation, cellular component: membrane. Gene Ontology annotation, molecular function: heparan sulfate 6-sulfotransferase activity. The transcript has a single exon.